Molecule: messenger RNA, 460 nt
Organism: Leptomonas pyrrhocoris
Lineage: Eukaryota; Euglenozoa; Kinetoplastea; Trypanosomatida; Trypanosomatidae
Product: unspecified product
Exons: 1
Coding region: 95-460 (121 amino acids)
Source: RefSeq, a predicted model, not a curated record
AGUACACUUUGUGAAAAAGAAAAUACUAUCUCUACUACCAACUGUAUCUAUCUCUUCUCAAGGACACACACACACGCGCGCGCCACUCAAUGCGAUGAAACCGGCGUCCUUUCGCCUCAUCGACAUUCUCUGUUCGCAGCUGCUCCAGGCGAAGCUCGAGCCGGUGCGGGUGGACAAAUUAAUCGCUGAUGGCAUCCGUCAACGCGUUGUUGACAAGGACACGCUGCCGCUGAUCAUCCAAAAGGCGGCGGUGGGCAAGGGAGAGUGGUGCCUGGCGCUGCGUGUUUUGCAGAGCAAACAUCUCGACACGCACCGCAUCCGCAGGGACGACACAAUUUGGUCGAUCAUCGAUAAAGGUCUACCGAACAACGACGCUAGUAAGAAGGCUGCGCAAGUAGCUUUACAGAAAAUAUAUGGAGCGCGUUUUAAAAAGGCGAAGUCGCCGCGAUCGAUUCGGUGA